UCUACGUACUCGCAUUAACAUGCAAAGAUUUUCAUAACCUACAAGAAUCUUGAGAUGAUUUCUUCAGAUCACAUAAGAAUUAAAACGUCGUCUUAAAACGCUAUAAAUACUCCAUGAAAACACUCGUGAAGUUUCCCUCCAUCGCCACCACACCAUUACCAAGCUCAAACAGGCGAGUUCCAAGCUUUCUGCAAGAAACUCAAAAGCUUCGCUGGGAGGAUGACAGUGGCGGCGGUGAAGAACAACAGCAAGAAAGGAAGCAUUGGUCGUCAAAGGAUUCCGAUGGCGAAGAUACAGAAGGAGAGCCACAGGCAGGUAACUUUCUCGAAACGCCGAGCCGGGCUGUUCAAGAAAGCGAGCGAGCUCUGCACUUUGUGCGGAGCCGAGAUCGCCAUUAUCGUGUUUUCGCCGGCGAAAAAGCCCUUCUCUUUCGGCCAUCCGAACGUGGAAUCCGUCCUGGACCGCUACAUCUCGAAGAACAGGAGCGUUUCCUUCACACAGACUCAGACGCAGACGCAGACGCAGACGCAGGGGAGCGGUGACAGCGACCUGAACGCGCGUCUGACGCAGGUUCUGAGCGAGCUGGAGGCGGAGAAGAAGAAGGGCCAAGUGAUGGAGGAGAUGAGGAAAGGGAGGACGAGGAAGAACUGGUGGGAAUCGCCGUUGGAGGAGAUGAGCCUGGAACAUUUGAUGCAGAUGAAAUCCGCGUUGGAGGAGCUGAGUAAGAGCGUUUUGAUGACGAAACGUUCUCUGGCGGUAAUGAUGACCGCCGCCGCAGCGGCUGAGGCUGGGAGCGCUGCGUCUGCGGCUGCGUUUGGAUGCUAUGAGACUAAAGUGACUCCUUACCACAUGAACAUGAUGGGCUCUUCUUCUGGAAUCUCUAGUGCUUACAGUUUUGGUUAUGGACAUGGUUUCUGAUUCCUACUUUUUUUGGGGGUUUGUAGAAAUAGAAAAGAAAAACUGAA
This is a messenger RNA of Tarenaya hassleriana, 965 nucleotides long. RefSeq names its product agamous-like MADS-box protein AGL61. The record is from RefSeq and is a predicted model, not a curated record. Gene Ontology annotation, biological process: positive regulation of transcription by RNA polymerase II. Gene Ontology annotation, molecular function: RNA polymerase II cis-regulatory region sequence-specific DNA binding; DNA-binding transcription factor activity, RNA polymerase II-specific; protein dimerization activity. The transcript has a single exon. Lineage: Eukaryota; Viridiplantae; Streptophyta; Magnoliopsida; Brassicales; Cleomaceae. The coding region runs from base 220 to 918 and encodes 232 amino acids.